Molecule: messenger RNA, 1279 nt
Organism: Stylophora pistillata
Lineage: Eukaryota; Metazoa; Cnidaria; Anthozoa; Scleractinia; Pocilloporidae
Product: transcriptional regulator ERG homolog
Biological process (GO): cell differentiation; regulation of transcription by RNA polymerase II
Cellular component (GO): nucleus
Molecular function (GO): DNA-binding transcription factor activity, RNA polymerase II-specific; sequence-specific DNA binding
Source: RefSeq, a predicted model, not a curated record
GGUGGUGUCGGUGGAAUGGUUUAAUUAGAUCAUUGUAAUCCGUCCUAAUCUUGUUCAAAUCCAUCCAUCUGUACGUCUUUCUGGCCCCCCCACAAUUUCCUUUGUGAUUAUUUAACAGUUUUGACUGUUAUGGAGAAAUUUUUUUUUUAGAAGAUCGCCUAAUACCAUUAUAUAUCUAAUGAGGCUUGCAAAUACGGCUUAAUACGCCGAUAUCGAUCGUCGACAGAUAGCCAAUCUACUCGAGAAAAACAGCUUGUGUUUGUUUGAAAGUGAAAGAAAAUUGUAGUAACCCACAGAGUAAAGGUCAAUCGAUUUGAAGCCUGUCGUCGUUUUGAAGCCGUUUGACUGUAAAAGAGCAAGUAGUAUGUCAGAACACAACAAUCCAGAGAAGGAACAGAAACAAACUCGGUACAAAAAUACCAUACACUUGUGGGAGUUUUUAUUGGAACUCCUGGAGGACGAAAGAUAUAUACCGCUAAUUUCAUGGACAAAGAAAGAGGAUGGAGAGUUCAAGAUUAAGAGACAAGAGGAAGUUGCCAAAAGAUGGGGCCGGCUAAAACAACGAGCAGGGAUGAAUUAUGAUAAACUUAGCCGUGCGCUGAGGUAUUACUAUCAGAAAGGAAUCAUAAAGAAGGUACAAGGUCAAAGACUUGUUUACAAAUUCCACAAACUUCCUUACGCUUACAAACCGGUAAAGUACAACUGGCCUUGGCGACCACCUGUAGAGGACAACUCCAAACCAGAAAAACCUGAUGUCCUUUCCGUUCCGGUUUCCUUGACAACGCACUGGCCUCUGAUGUCCAUGUUUAACUCAAAUAGCCAACCGCAGCAUCAGCUGAGCGCGCCAGCGAACCACCUUUACAGUUGUCUUGAGUGUACCCCACGAACCCAUGCACCGACAGUUUGUAGAAGCCAGAUAAUGUUUCCAUCAUGCAGUUGUAGGGGGUCAGCGGUUUACGGAUGCGGAUUGCGCAUGCUCCACGAACCAAGCUCUGUGCCUGUUCAAGUAAUAACGAGAUUUGUUUAGCAAUGUUUAGCACAGUCGCACGCUUUUGAUAUCGUUAUUUUUCAUUUGAAUAAAUUUCAUAACACGAUAUUAAAAAAUUGCCUUCGCUAUCGUGUGAACGUUUUCUACAAGAAUUGAAGAUUAAAAACUAAUCUGAGAACGAGAAAAUUUCUCGUGAGAACUUGCGACUCAAAGUCUACAUGCAUGUAUUUUACCACGAGAUAAAGACUUUUUGUCGAACAAAAGCGACAAUAAUAAAGUCACUCGAGAAAA